Messenger RNA from Darwinula stevensoni, 1042 nucleotides. Lineage: Eukaryota; Metazoa; Arthropoda; Ostracoda; Podocopida; Darwinulidae. The record is from the annotation of a GenBank genome assembly.
UUCAUUCCUUUACUUAAGUGGGUGAGCCUAGAUAUCUCAAGUGAAGAUGGAAGAUAUAAUUGCAAACGUCGAAGAGAUCCGAUUUGGGAUCGAACACGCCCUGGAGACUCAGGUUGGGGCACAGCCACUCCCUUUCCCCGGAAUGGACAAAUCCACAUCAGCGGUGUGUACGUUCUAUGACCGGGGGAUGUGUAACAAGGGCCAGGCGUGUCCGUUCCGUCACCUGACCGGAGACCGCACCGUCGUCUGCAAGCACUGGCUUCGCGGCCUCUGCAAAAAGGGCGACCAGUGCGAAUUCCUCCACGAAUUUGACAUGACCAAAAUGCCUGAAUGCUAUUUUUACUCCAAGUUCAAUGCAUGUCACAACAAGGACUGUCCAUUUCUCCACAUUGACCCCGAGAGCAAAGUUAAGGACUGUCCAUGGUACGAUCGGGGAUUCUGUCGCCACGGACCCAACUGCCGGCACCGACACACUCGACGUGUUAUGUGUUUCAACUACCUCGCUGGAUUUUGUCCUGAUGGACCCAGCUGUAAAUACAAGCAUCCACGUUUUGAACUCCCGCUUGUGCCAGAUGAUCCAGCUCAGGCUCGAAUGAAGAAGCUUCUCUAUAAUUGUCACUAUUGUGGUGAGAGUGGCCAUAAGAUAUAUCAAUGCUUUAAGCUCCCUCCUGAGAUUCGUGAGGCUCAGACCAGAGCCUACAACGAGCUAAUGAACAAGUAUACCAAUAUGACAGAGCAACCAAAGGGACCAAGCAGACCAUUGGAGGAAGUUACCUGCUUUAAGUGCGGUGGGAAGGGGCAUUAUGCCAACAAGUGUCCCAAAGGUCAUCUUGCUUUCCUCAGCAGCGACUUACAGCGGAUGCAUGAACUCAACAAGGGUUGAACCUUGUGAAAAUUCACUCUACCUCUGUGAUCUCAUCUCCUGGAUGGACAUGAGCCCCAUGUCUUGGGUUUCCCCCAUUUUUUUAAUCUCUUUAUGUUUGUAGAGUUCUUGUCGGAAUGAAAUGUUGAUCUGUUUCAAGGCCUGUACAGUGGCCAUGAA